Messenger RNA from Pectinophora gossypiella (pink bollworm), 3514 nucleotides. RefSeq names its product high mobility group protein DSP1-like. Gene Ontology annotation, molecular function: DNA binding, bending. The coding region runs from base 355 to 1863 and encodes 502 amino acids. Lineage: Eukaryota; Metazoa; Arthropoda; Insecta; Lepidoptera; Gelechiidae. Gene Ontology annotation, biological process: regulation of transcription by RNA polymerase II. The transcript is spliced from 8 exons. The record is from RefSeq and is a predicted model, not a curated record.
AAGUACUAACGAAGACAAAACGUACGCGUGUAGAGUGGAACUUAAAAGCCGGCUGCUAUUAACAACACACGAAUUUGUACAAGUUUGCAAUGUAUUUUGAAUUACUUCUAUUAGAGUCAGCUAUGAAUCAGUAAAUUACAUGGGGUCUUUGUGAUAAAAUCGACAUUUGUUUGUGCUAAAGGUGUGUUCGUGUUUCCAGUGAAGAUUAAGUUAAUUUGUUUUUGUAUUUCUGUAAUACGUUUUAUAUUAACGUAUAUAAGGACAUGGUGUGUAUAAGAAGAAGAAAAGAUAAAAUAUAUUGAAGUAGCUGCAGGGUCAUAAAGAAACUGGUUAGGCCAAAGCCGCGAGUAUAAGAUGGGGGACAGAGGCGCGGCGGGGGGCGCGUGGGGUGCGCGCGGCGAGGCCGCAUGGUGGCCUGGCGCAGGUGAACUUCAACAACACCAACAACAAAUAAAUGAGGAGAUUGCCCGAAGCACUAGUGCAGCUACCCAUCAAUUAUAUACUUACAAAAUGACAGGUGGAUUUACCAACAACAGUGGAGAAACUACUAAUUCCAAUUUUGAUUACCGUAUGAUUUCGGGUUCGAAUACUAGAGAAGAAUCAGCCCAGCAACCAUGGUGGUAUUCGUCUGCAAAUGUUGAAUCUCAUCAGUCAUCGUCUCCAACGGGCCAGAACCAGUCGAGCCCUGACCCAGAGCAGGGCAGCCCUCAAGAUCUCCAGCAGCAGCAGCAGCAGCAGCAACAGCAGCUGCAGGUGCAGAGCCAGAGUCUGCAACAACAGUUGCAGCAGCAAAAUUUGCAGCAGGUACUGCAAAACCAAUCGCUGCAGCAAACUCUGCAGCAGAGUCAGCAACAGACACUGCAACAGAUGUUGCAGCAACACCAACAACAGCAGCAGCAACAGCAGUUAGAGCAACAACAGCAACAGCAUCAACGACAGGAGCAGCAGCAGCAACAACAGCAACACGCAUUGCAGAAUCAACAGCAACAAGCAUUGCAGAGUCAACAGCAUCAAGCUUUGCAGAACUUGCAACAGACAUUGCAAGUGAGCCAGUCACAGGCGCAGGCCAUAGUGCAGGCGCAGGCGGCGCUGCAACAGCAGGUGGCGCAGACUCUGCAGCAGCAACAACAGACGCUGCAAGACCACAUACAAGCAAUACAGCAACAACAAAUUCAAGCUGCUUUGCAACGGCAAUCUGUUACCUUACAGGAGUUGCAACAGCAGCAGCAGCAAUCCCUCAUAAACCAGGCGACGGCACCCAAAGUGAGGAUGCCGAGGGCGCGAGCUUACAACAAACCGAGGGGGCGCAUGACGGCGUAUGCGUUCUUCGUCCAGACAUGCCGUGAAGAACACAAGAAGAAACACCCAGAAGAAAACGUCAUAUUCGCCGCCUUCUCCAAGAAAUGCGCUGAGAGGUGGAAUACGAUGUCAGAGAAGGAGAAGGCGAGGUUCCACGAGAUGGCAGAGCAGGACAAGAAGCGAUACGACCUGGAGAUGCAGAACUACGUGCCGCCUAAGGACGUGAAGGUGGGCCGCGGGCGCAAGCGGCAGCAGGUCAAGGACCCCAACGCGCCCAAGCGAUCGCUAUCAGCGUUCUUCUGGUUCUGCAACGACGAGCGCUCCAAAGUGAAGGCGAAUAACCCCGAGUACACUAUGGGCGACAUCGCCAAGGAGCUCGGUCGCCGCUGGGCCGCGGCUGACUCCGACGCCAAGGCCAAGUAUGAGGCGUUAUCAGAACAGGACAAGGCGAGAUAUGAACGGGAAAUGACAGCGUACAAAAAGGGGCCUUUAGCGUUAGUACAACAGCAGCAACAGCAACAGAGUCUUGACGACGUGGACGACGAGAUUGGCGAGUUUGAGUGAACGAUGUGGUGCCAUAGACUUAGUGUUGGAUGCACGCGGCAAUGUUCCUUAGUGCACUGUUGAAUAAUCAACUUUUAGGCCGGGUUUCCACUGACGCGGAGACGGGCGGAGAAGAGUGGAGAUGUGCGGAUUUGACCAAUCACAGCGUUCGAAAGAGCGAAAAACGAAGACGCUCUGUCACGGUGAUUGGUCGAUUCCUGCAUAUCUCAGCGUCAAUGGAAACGCAGCCAUACAAGCAGCUCGAAUAUUUUUGUAACAUUGUUUUCACAGACAAUGAUGAAUCUCAGUUUCAGAGUUGUGUGUUUAGAAAUUGUUUUCACCCACCAAAUUUUCUUUCACGGACCACGAAACAAGCACAUCGAUUGCACGGUUUCGCCCUGUGUUGAGAUUACCAGUAUAUUUUUCCAAUAAGCUAUUAGCUAGCUAUUUUGUUGUUAGAUAGGUUUUCUUUUCAGUGAUCGACUUUGUUUCUGUUGUCGAAAUUUUUAAAUUGUUUGUUUGACUGUUAAUUUUAUGUUUGCCCACUAUUUGGCGGUGGCUUUACAUUAAGUAACUAUGUCACUGGGGUACUGGAUAGUUAAAAUAUGAGUAAGCAAAACAUCGUGGGUUUAGAGUUUGAUGUACAUUGCACUAGUUUCGAAAGUAAAUUGUACCUGACGAUAGUAGAGGAGUAAUGUACAUCGAAGUACCGAGCUUGUUCAAAGCCCCGCACUUGUGUAGACGUACCACGAGGUCGAUUCGGAUAGCGUGGCCUUACACUUUUGGUGUCAUAAUGUCAGUAGAUAACUAGCGACAGGAACAAAAGUAAUAUAAGUUUGAAUAAUAAGUGAGUAUGGGUAAAGCGAGUGUGCGAAUGAGACUUUUAUUUGUAACAAUAAAUGUACAUAGUUAAAUUAUAAACUUUUAUUUUUCUUUAGAAAUUUUAUUUUAAAUUUGUUUAUUUUGUUAACAAAUUCUAGUGACCCUUGGGACAUUAUCGUCUGUAAAAAUUACUUUUAUAAGAGGAAACUGUAAGAUAGACUGGAAACCGUGAUAGUACUUAAAUUUGUAAGUUUAGUGUUAUUAUAGUCUUCAGUAAUGCUAGAUUUCCUCUGCUUGCUCGACACCCUGGUGAUGAUGAAAGUAUUUGUUUUGAUUUUUGUGAAUUUAAGGAGUAGUAUUUUGUAAGAGAGGUGUUUUACCAGUGUCACCAUGUUUAAUGCGGAGUCGUGUACACAUUUUCGAAACAACACACCGAAUUACUUCCAUAUUUGGUAAGGGCACAGACACGCGAACAAAGUUUGUCGUUGUUCAUUUAUCGUAACGGAUUCAAUCGAAAGUUUGUACACGUCUGUGAUAUUAUAGAUAAUAGAAAAACAUCGUAAUAAAUACGGAGCAGGUCUCCCAUAUUAACAAAUGUAUGAAUAGAAUUGCUAUUACAUUUGACCUUCUACAAAAUGACUACUAUUUUUUUCUGAGAUUCGCUAGGUCAUUUAUAUUGAUUCUACUCCACAGUGAUUGUCUAAGCAAUUCCACAAACUAGUUGUAAUUUAAGAAGUCCGACUAGUGAAAAAAAGAAAUAACUAUUUUUAAGAGUGUAACAAGAGAUAUAUUGUUUUGAAUUUGUAAACUUGCUCACUGUACAAAACAAUAUAGUGAAUCUUUUACACAA